Molecule: messenger RNA, 968 nt
Organism: Daphnia pulicaria
Lineage: Eukaryota; Metazoa; Arthropoda; Branchiopoda; Diplostraca; Daphniidae
Product: glycolipid transfer protein-like
Exons: 5
Coding region: 188-823 (211 amino acids)
Biological process (GO): ceramide transport; intermembrane lipid transfer
Cellular component (GO): membrane; cytoplasm; cytosol
Molecular function (GO): ceramide 1-phosphate transfer activity; ceramide 1-phosphate binding
Source: RefSeq, a predicted model, not a curated record
GGGAAUUGGGGCAGCUUCAAAAACCUUUAGUUGCUUAUUAAAAAAACAAAAACAACAAAGAUUAGACGCGUUGAUUAUUUCCUGCCUAGUAAAUGCCGAAAGUGAGCUUAUCAGAGAACAUAGUAUUUUCAAGCACAUAAGAAUACAAAAUUCACGAUCACAUAGUCCUUUUAAAUAUUUAAACACAAUGGCUGAUGUCAAAGCUGAGACUUUUUUCACUCAAUCUAAUUCUCCUUUUCCUGGACCCACCGAGGAUGAAAAAAUCAGCGCCGAUGAAUUUUUGUUGGCUUCUACCCACCUUGCCAACUUUUUUGGGAUUCUAGGAACUGUUUUUACUCCUGUUCAGUCAGACAUAGCAGGAAAUGUCAAGAAACUGAGAAACUUUAUAGAAGAUAACCCUGGGAAAGUUGUCUAUGUGAAUGAUAUAAUUUUACUAGAGGCUAAUUCAACAGAGUCAAUUGCCAUUGAUGCACUGCUUUGGUUAAAACGAGCCCUUGAGUUCACCAUGGUAUUCAUUGAUGAUAUUGUAUGUGACAGCAAGAAUGGAACAGCUAAUGAGGAUUUGAGGCCCCUUUGUCUCCAAGCAUAUGAGAAGACACUAAAAAAAUACCAUGGCUGGAUGGUUCAACAAAUAUUCAAUCUUGUCUCUAGGGCUUGCCCUUGGAGGCGAGAUCUGUUACUGAGCCUAGCCCUCGGGAAAACGGACAUGGAAUCCAUCGUACUGGCACAAAUGGAAGAAGUUCUUGUCAACUUGAAGAAAAACGUGGCCAUUAUAAACCGGUUGUACGUAACGUACAAUUUGAAUUUAGACGUUAAAGUAUAGGUUAUUCUGAGCUGAUGUCCAAUUUUAUUUUUUUACCUUUUGCAAAGUUCCUAUUUUCUCAAAGAUUUUUAAAUCAUUUUCAACAAAGAGUUCCUGCUGUAGCCUUCAGCACUAAAAAAAAAUGAAUAAAUGUCUUUACUUUCAA